GCAUGGAAUGCAAGCCGGCCACUGGAAAAACGUAUUCCAAUUAUCAUCGCCUAUUGUGCACCGUCUUGCUUUCUUUGUCUGUCGUCAAUAUUAUUUCUCGUUGUACCGACCAACGCAUUAAUUCUUCCAAUGCUUUUUGGUGGAUUGCUUAAUGGGUCGUACGCAGCUGCACUUGUGUUGACUGUACGGACGAUUUACAGCAUUGAUGUGGCUAAGCAUUACAACAGCCUCUUCCUCUUUGAUCUAAUUGGUGCUGUGAUCUGUAACCGUUUUAUGUUUGGCGAAUUGAUGACAAAGCACUCCUUCACCGAUGAAGAUGGCAACGUCCGUUGUUUUGGGCGCAAAUGCAUCCAGACAUCAUUCAUUAUAUUGGCUUGCCUCUCAGUGUUGGCGUUUUUGGCAACGCUAGUUAUGUAUUUCUCAUACAUGCGCUUUGUUCGAGCCACACGUGAGGAAAGGGAGCAGGCAUCUCGGGAAACAUCGGAAACAACUUCUGUUCGCAAUGUUGAGUAG
Messenger RNA from Trypanosoma theileri, 513 nucleotides. RefSeq lists its product as uncharacterized. The annotation marks the transcript as partial. Lineage: Eukaryota; Euglenozoa; Kinetoplastea; Trypanosomatida; Trypanosomatidae. The transcript has a single exon. The record is from RefSeq and is a predicted model, not a curated record.